This is a messenger RNA of Coregonus clupeaformis (lake whitefish), 1605 nucleotides long. RefSeq names its product nuclear factor 7, brain-like. The record is from RefSeq and is a predicted model, not a curated record. NCBI's taxonomy places the organism in Eukaryota, Metazoa, Chordata, Actinopteri, Salmoniformes, Salmonidae. The coding region runs from base 1 to 1449 and encodes 482 amino acids. Gene Ontology annotation, molecular function: zinc ion binding; protein binding. The transcript has a single exon.
AUGGCAGACAGAUCACUCCUAGAUCGUUUCCUGUGCUGUCAUAUUUGUUCAGAGACUUUCAGAGAGCCUGUUUCUCUCGGCUGCAACCACAGCUUCUGUUCCAGCUGCCUGGACAAUUUCUGGGAUCAGAAUAAAAACAAGAACUGUCCGGUUUGUAAGAGGAAAUCUUCUAAGGGCUUAGGAAUUAACUAUUCACUGAAAGAGCUAGCUGACUCGCAUGCAGGGAGAGAGAAAGCAGGGGUGUCCAGGGAACAGAGGAAUGAUAAUGAUCCAAAGGAUGACAGAGAGAUCAUUUGUAGUAAACAUACAGAUGAACCUAAGUGGUUCUGUGAGGUGGAGCAGAGAGCUGUUUGUCACGAAUGUGAGUUUCCUGAUGGUCACGGACACACAGUCAUUCCCUUACAACAGGCAGUGAAAGACCUGAAGGAAAAAAUAACAUCUGAUUUAGAGUCACUGCAGAACAAGCGGACCAAAUUUGAAGACAUAGAGGAGACAUACAAUGAAAUAGUGCAAUACUCCAAGAAGCAGCUGGGAGCGACAGAGAGACAGAUCAGGGGGGAGUUUGAGAAGCUUCACCAGUUCCUGAGAGAGGAAGAAGAGGCCAGACUGGCUGCACUGAGGGAGGAAGAGGAGGAAAAGGGGAAGAUGAUCGCCAGAGAGAUGAAGAACAUUCAGGACCAGAUCACUUCUCUCACAGAAAGCAUCACUGCUAUGAAACAUGAGCUGCAGAAACAGGAUGUGCCAUUUCUCAAGAGCUACAAACACACCCAGACAAGCUCCAGAGCCCAGUGCACACUGCCAGAUCCACAACUGGUCUCAGGAGCGCUGAUAGACGUGGCCAAUCACCUGGGCAACCUGCAGUUCAGAGUCUGGGAGAAGAUGCAAGGGAUCGUCAAGUACACUCCUGUGAUUCUGGACCCCAACACUGCUGAAUGUAGGCUAUAUCUGUCUGAUGGUCUGACCAGGGUGAGACAUUUAGGCAAAAAGCAGCAUCUCCCUGACAACCCAGAGAGGAACACAGAGCAUGCCCAGGUUCUGGGCUCUGAGGGGUUCAGCUCAGGAAAGCACAGCUGGGAGGUGGAGGUGGGGGACCACCCUCACUGGUAUAUAGGUGUGGCCGAAGAGUCAAUCAAAAGGAAGGGGAAGGCAUUUGUAACCCCAGGGUAUGGAGUCUGGGAUAUACAGCUGAGGGAUCAUGAGUAUAAUGCAGGAGGUAAGACUCUUUCUCUGGAGAGGAGUCCCCAGAGGAUCAGAGUGCAGCUGGACUACGACAGUGGGGAGGUGUCCUUCUACGAUCACGAAGACAUGACACACAUCUACACUCAUAAACACACAUUUACUGAGAAACUGUAUCCCUACUUCUCUAAUGGAAAGGCUGGUGAUGCGGACAACCGUGAUAUACAGAUCUGCCAAUCAAAGGUGUCUCUGACAGUGAAGUCAGAACAAUGAAGUGUGUGUGUGUGUGCGUGCGUGUGUUUGUAUGAGUGUGCGUGUGCGUUUUGAAAGGGGUGGUGGUGGGGAAGGGUAUUAGACCCUUUUCAGAGAGCUUAGUUUUGUGGUUUAUGAUUAACCAUUUGUUAAUGUGAUUGAACCCAGCCCUGUGUA